Molecule: messenger RNA, 865 nt
Organism: Hypomesus transpacificus
Lineage: Eukaryota; Metazoa; Chordata; Actinopteri; Osmeriformes; Osmeridae
Exons: 3
Coding region: 1-768 (255 amino acids)
Source: RefSeq, a predicted model, not a curated record
AUGAAUCUUCUCUUGAAGGGACUUCAGUCUGAGCUGAUGCGGCUGCAGGAACAUUCCCAGCAAGUCCUGUUGAGGUUUGACGGGCACUACAGCGGUCAGCAGGGCCUUCUACGAAGGAGGGGGGUCGUCUCCAACCAUCACUCUCUACAUGCAGAGAUCCAGGACAUUCAGCAGGUAAACACUGGAGGUCUGGUGUGUCCAACUCAUACUGCUACUCUACUUACCAACCUGCCAACGGAGUGUAUAUACAUAGACAUAUAUUGUCUUCUCUGUGAAUACAUCUUUCUCCAUUUCAAUCUCCGCCUGCAGCUGGGGGUCCUGGAAGAUGUCAGUAGUCCAGUGUAUGUGGGCCAGUCCUCAAACUCCCAGAGGGAUGACCUCCAGCACAUCAUCCACAGGAUCAAGUCUGCUGAGGUCACACACAUGCUCCACUCUAACUACCCUGAUUGGGAUUCUGUUGAUCCACUGGAGAGGUCACAUCCAUAUAGCCAGCAGCAACAGGCAAGCAUCAAGCAGCAGCUUGUUAAUGUGUAUGUUAUCUCACUGUCUUUAUUAGUCAUAGUUCAUUUCAUAAGAUACAUAUUAGUCACUGGACUGAGAACCCUACUCCGGUUGAUAGAAAAAAGAGAUUCUCUGAGAUUCUCCAGAGAUGUUCCAAGUACAGGAACCAGCGUUAUACCAUCAGCUAGAGUUACUGCCUUCUGUGUCCAGGCAGUUAGAGAUAAGUGCAGUUUUAGGACCUCUGUGACUAUAACAGCGUGUCAGUGAGUUGUUUAUGAAGUUCAGGCAGUUGUUUCAGGCUGCACGAGCUGGAGCUGCAGAGGGCUCUGUGGGAGGAGAGACAGGAGAAGGUGGCAGAGCAGCG